CAGUCCCGCACGGCGAUUGGCCGCGGGCAGCGGAGGCUAUAAAAGGCGGCAGGCGAGCGAGGUGGGCCAGUCUGCGCAGCCAGCCGAACAGAGCGGCUAUGGAGCUAGCGGGGAAGGUGGCCGUCCUGCUGCUGCUGGUGGCCCUGGUUGCGGCAGAUGAGCCGCCGAAGGUGGAGGUGUACUCCCGCAAACGUGCUGUAGUGGGAGAGGAGAACACCCUCAACUGCUUCGUGAGCGGGUUCCACCCUCCCAAGAUCGAGAUCACUCUCCUGAAGAACGGGGUGCCCAUGAGCGACGUCCAGUACGCGGACAUGUCCUUCAAUGACAAGUGGCAUUUCCAGCGCCUGGUGUACGUGCCGUUCACCCCCAUGAAGGGCGAUGUCUACGCUUGCAAAGUGGCCCAUUCCACCUUGCAGGAGCCGCAGGUCUUCCAAUGGGAGGCAGACUUCUAAGCUGUGUCUGGGGUAAUCACGGUCUUGCAAGUCAAAAUCUUCUUGAGCUUCUGUCCUUCCCUCGCUUUGGAAUAUGAUGAAGAGCAAUUGUCUUUCUUGCAGAAUAACCUCCCUUAAUAAAGGUUAUUGUUAAAAUAUCCUUUAUCCAAACCAGUAUGCCAGCUAGGCUUUUUUUGGAACACAUAGCUAUAAACAUCCACAUUACUCAUUAGAAACCAAUGGUAGCUCUUUAAUACUCUGAAUUGUACAAGAUUUGUAUCUAAAUAAAUUUUAAGGACACCA
Messenger RNA from Chroicocephalus ridibundus (black-headed gull), 734 nucleotides. RefSeq names its product beta-2-microglobulin (gene B2M). The transcript is spliced from 4 exons. The coding region runs from base 99 to 452 and encodes 117 amino acids. NCBI's taxonomy places the organism in Eukaryota, Metazoa, Chordata, Aves, Charadriiformes, Laridae. The record is from RefSeq and is a predicted model, not a curated record.